Molecule: messenger RNA, 1896 nt
Organism: Dipodomys ordii (Ord's kangaroo rat)
Lineage: Eukaryota; Metazoa; Chordata; Mammalia; Rodentia; Heteromyidae
Gene: Il23r
Product: interleukin 23 receptor
Exons: 10
Coding region: 1-1896 (631 amino acids)
Biological process (GO): cytokine-mediated signaling pathway
Cellular component (GO): external side of plasma membrane
Molecular function (GO): protein binding; cytokine receptor activity
Source: RefSeq, a predicted model, not a curated record
AUGAAUCAGGUCAGGAUUCAACUGAAUGCAGUAAGAGUUCUUUACAUUUUCUUCAGUUGGUGCCAUGGAGGAAUUGUGAAUAUAAACUGCUCUGGCAACAUCUGGGUAGAACCAGCCACCCUUGUUAGAAUGGGUAUGAAUCUCUCUGUCUAUUGUCAAGCAACAAUUAAGAACUGCCAACCGACUAAACUUAACUUUUAUAAAAAUGGCAUCAAAGAAAGUUCUCACAUCACAACGAUUAACCAAACAACAGCUCGGCUUUGGUAUAAAAACUUUCAGGAGCCACAUGCCUCAGUGUAUUGCACUACAAAAUGUCCUGGACGUCUUCAAGAAACUCUCAUAUGUGGAAAAGACAUUUAUUCUGGAUAUCCUCCGGAUGCUCCUGACCAGGUAACCUGCAUCAUCCAUGAAUUCUCAGGCAGCAUGACUUGUACCUGGGACACUGGGACGCUCACCUACAUAGACACAAAGUAUGUGGUGCAUGUGAAGAGUGUAGAGACAAAAGAAGAGCACCAAUAUCUCACCUCCAGCUAUGUUAACAUCUCCACUGACACACUGCAAAGUGGCAGAGAGUAUCUGGUUUGGGUUCAAGCUGCAAAUGCACUUGGCAUGGCAGAGUCAAAACAACUGCAAAUCUACUUGGAUGAUAUAGUGAUACCCUUUGCAUCUAUCAUUUCCAAGGCUGAGACUAUAAAUGCUACAAUGGGCAAGACUGUAAUCUAUUGGAGUAGUGAAACAGCCAUUGAAAAGGUUUCCUGUGAAAUCAGAUACAGGGCUACCACAAGCCAGAUUUGGAAUGUUGAAGAAUUUGACGCCAAUUUUACAUAUGUACAACAGUCAACAUUCUAUCUGAAGCCCAAUGUCAAGUAUGUAUUUCAAGUGAGAUGUCAAGGGACAGGCAAAAGGUACUGGCAGCCCUGGAGUGCAUCCUUUGUUCAUAAAACUCCUGAAACAGUCCUUCAGGUCACAUCAGCAUCAUUCCAACAUGAUAGCCAGACUUCUGGGAUGCCAACUGCUUCUGUCUUCAAAGAACACCUCACUUCUGACAAUAGGCAAGACGUUGGUCUCUUAUCAGGAAUGGUCUUCUUUGCCACCUUGCUGUCAAUUCUUUCUUUGAUUGGAAUAUUCAACAGAUCACUGCGAAUUAGAAUUAAGAGAAAAAUUUUACCACUAAUACCGAAGUGGCUUCAUGAAGAUAUUCCUAAUCUGGAAAACAGCAAUGUUGUGAAAAUGCUACAGGAAAAAAGUGAAUGUGUGAAUAAUUAUGCCAGUGAACAAAUCCUUUAUGUUGAUCCUGUGAUUACAGAGAUUAGAGAAAUCUUUCUUCCAGACCACAAGUGCACAGAUGACAAGAAGGAAAGGGAGACAGGAACUCUGGAGAAAAGAGACAUCCUGCAACCCCGGCCUCUAGUCACAAACCCUACAGUUGUGUAUAUUCCUGAUCUAAACACUGGAUACAAACCCCAGGGUUCACUUUUUGCCCAUGGGGGAAACCAUCUCAGCAACAGUGAUGAAGUAGAUUCUUCAGUCCACAAACCACCAGUUGAGUCCUUAGACCUGGAAAAGAAUGGCAAGUCAAAAGAGUAUCUUCCCUUUACCUUUCCAGUCUCAACUAUGACUCCCCUAAGCAACACACUAAUUCUGGAAGAACUGAGCCUCCUUUUCAAUCAAGGUGAUUGCCUUACUCCUGACAUGCAAGACUCAACAGAGGGAGAAGCCAGCAGGUUUUUGGAAAAGGACUCACCCAGUGAAACUGUUCCAGAACAGACCCUCCUGCCUGAUGAAUUUGUCUCCUGUUUAGGCAUCAUGAAUGAGGAGCCGCCAUCCAUCAGCUCUUAUUUUCCACAAAAUAUUUUGGAAAGGCACUUCAAUAUGAUGUCACUUCUGAAAAAAUAG